CCCAACCGAUAGUAAAGUCAGUUUGGCCCCAGCAACGACGGGAGAAGGUUGCGGCCAUGGCGAGAGCGGUUGCAUUCGGCUGGGUUAUCUUGGCGCUGACUAUAGCAACCACAUUGGGUGAAGGUCCAUCCGGACCGGAGGACCAAGUUAAACCUUCAAUACGAUUCGUGGAUGACCUUCCAUCCACCGCCGAAGAAGAAGAAUUAGACCCAUACGUAGCCUCCGAGUCUACGCACAAGUCGAGACUCAUCCGGAACUCACAUCAGCUCGGUGAGGAGACUUUCAGGUCCCUUUAUGAGAGGUCAGUUGACGAAGACUCAAAAACUGCUUCCAGGCCCGUCAGGAGGAGGUCGGGUGGCAGGCGCAGGCGCCCUCUGGAUCCGGAGAGGAGAAGGCAGCUCCUGCUGAGGCGUCAGAAGUUGGGGCUGCCGGUCAGGAAGUUUUCGAGAGGCGAGGACGAUGAACAUCAUCAUGGUCAUCAAGAGGGUCAGCAACCUGAUUCCCCUUCAAGGACUGAAUCGGUUGAGGACGUCUCAGUCCUGGUCGCCACUCCGGGGCCUAAGAUGGUGCGCGUGUUCCCUGACGUCUUCACCACGACGGAGCCGCCUUCGACGACUCCUACCGCCACAUCGACAACCUCUCGGUUUCCUUCGUUCAGCGCCGCCUCCAGACUCAGGCAGCGCUUCAAGACGAUACGGGACGAGUGGGGCAUGAGGACCGAUGCCAAGCCCGACGAAGAAGAAGAGGAAGGGGAGGAACACCCCGCCGAGGAGCCGAGGAGCAGAGUGACUUCCAGAGCGAGGGUUGUCACGGCAUCCACUCGCGGCGCCAACAGGCAGGACAAGAGGCUCAGAUACCGUCCCGUUCUCGUCAGGAAGAAGCUGAGGUCAAAGGUCAAGGUGACCUCCCCAGACCCUCCGGCGCUGGAGCCUGUUCCAGUGGAUUAUGACGAGGACCAGGAAGGAAGCUACGAGCUGGAAACGCAGGGUUACGACUCCUUUCCAGAAGAGCCGCUGUCUGUCCAGGACUCGUUCCAUACCGAGCCAUACCACUUCAGCAGCACAGAGCCCUCCAUCUACGAAACCUCGACCAAGCCCAGGCACACGCCAGUGCCCAAAAAAGUGGCACUGGAGAUUCCUACCCAGGUCCCCACCAAAAAGCACUUCUUCCAGGAACUGAGCGACGGCCCCUCCAAGAGCUCUUUCCGACACGGUGGGGGCAGGGUCGAGCCCAAAAGACUGACGCCGGUGCCCUUAGGGCCAGAACUGACGCCCACGACCUUACCCGAAUAUUUUUCGGAGGUGCCACAUGUCACGGAACAGGCCUUUGUCACGGAUCGUGCCCCGGUCCCCAGUUUGGCCCCUGAACCUGGUUUCGACUAUGCACAGCAGGCUGGUUAUGCCCAGGAUUACGCCCAAGAGCAGCUGUUUGCCGAGGAGCCGAUUUACGACCUGAAUUACGACACGAGCGAGGAAUAUUCUUCAGAGGAUUACGACGACAAACCUGGGAUUUUCGACCAGUACAAAUAUGGUUACAGCGUGGCGUCCAAAGACACCGGGAAUUAUCACGCGAGAUCGGAGGCCAGAGACGGAGAGACAGUCAGUGGGUCUUACAAGGUGGCCCUCCCUGACGGACGCGUCCAAAUAGUGACCUACGUAGCGGACGACAACGGAUUCAGAGCAGACGUCAACUACGAAGGAGAGGCCGUUGACCAAACCUCCCAUUCUCCGCCCUCUGGGGCAUCUGCUUCCUCAUUCUCCCCUUCAGAAACUCACCCGGGAGGGCGUCCUGAGGACGGACGUCCGCCCUUCCGCCAGCACGCGAUCGCCGAGGACCAUUUUGACGAAGACCGCCAUGAUUUUCACCACGACCUGCACCAGCAGAGGCCCAGAGCAUCUGCAGCAGAUAUCCAGCCACAACUCCAUCCUACGCGCCUACUCCCGCGUCCAGUGGUUCAUCCCCCACAACGACCUUUCGAGAAGCCCGUCACACUCGUCCCUGACCUGGAGGACGACCUGACGCCCACCCAGGCGCCUAGGCCGAUCAACCAGAACCUGAGGUUCCACGACGCCGUUCACGUCUCCACGCCUUCGCCCAAUCCUUUCCGACUGGUGGUGGAGAAGUCCCGUGCUUCGACUUACGCCCCUCCGAUUCACAGCGCCACCAUCAGCGCUUUCAGGAGCGCCAUGAUCCUCCAUAACGCAAGGGAACUCACCACGCCUACGUCUACUACGACAAGGGCGCGUGACGUAAGCGCGUUCACUCAGAGUUACGAGGCUGGCGAAAGGCACACAACCACCACCACGCCUCCUUCUGUGACUUUCAAACCGCUUUCAGGAAGCCACGAACAGGACAACUCGCUCCUGUCCACGACCCCACCGCCAACCCUGAAGCUCAGACCGGCCUUUUCCCACAAUAACUUCUAUCGGCCGUCGGGCACAACCCCAAGACCCCCCGUCACACAGCCUCCAAAAUCAGAGACGACCAACGCCCACACCAUGAGACCUCCCCAUUCCCCAACAGACGCCCCUGAUGAGACUUCGGGCAUCUACCACUACCAUUCACACGACGACGAUCCGAGAGAGGGCGAAACGACCCUGUAUAACCCAGAUCCCAAAUCGACGGCCUUUAUCCACGCCCUUGGCAGGACCCACGCCGUGCCCAUCCUCCUGCCGGUUGACCGUCGGAGGGAGCGCGCGCCUGCUCCAGCGCACCACCGACCGCCGCCGAUCGUGACGACUUCCACCCCUAGGACCUACUACCUCAACACUCCAGCGGUCGUGUUCCCCAGCCACGGGCGAUCUACCCCAGCACCCGCCCAGGUGGUGAGGAUGAUAAGGGUGACGCCAGCGCCCCCAUUGCAGUACGCUUCGGAGGAAGGGGUCGAAAUCAUAAGGGGCGACGCCCUCAGGAGACGCCUGACUCUCAAAGUCCCCGAGCCACACGAAACGGAUAUUUAUCCGACGCCUCGGCCUAGAAUCAUGAUACUUUAAUAGAGGCAAGUAUACUUAUUAGGCUUAGUGGUCCUUCUUUGCACUUUCCUUUGGAAGUGUAAAAGUGAAUUAAGUCUGGUUAUAGACUCCUGAUGUCUUUAGAGACAACUCCAUCGAUAUUUUCUUAAUCCAAAUCCAUUUACGAAGACUGUAUAUCUUUUUUUUUUCAUCUAGUUAAUCUAAUAGUUUGCUUUACCCUAGAGAAACUAAGUUUGAAAUUCGAAAAUAUCUAUUAUAAUGUCAAAUGUCGAAUUUUUACGUUACGUAGCAGUAGGACCUAUGGCGACGUUUUAUGAAAAAAACGGAUACCACACAGCUUACAUGAUUAAGCAGAUUCCGGUACCACUUUCCAAUAGACUUUACUCUUGUCAGUGUUCUUUCAUCUUUUUUUCUUUUGUAAAUAAUUUUUUCCACAGCUGAGAAGUGAACGUUAAUAGAAGCUAUUUUUUAUACUCUCUUAUUUGUUUGAGAUGUUCAGAAACAUAUUUUUGUAUCGUAUUAUCUUGAUGUGACCGAGAAUAAAAGGUUGUAUACAAA
Macrobrachium nipponense is the source of this 3530-nucleotide messenger RNA. RefSeq lists its product as uncharacterized. The coding region runs from base 57 to 2993 and encodes 978 amino acids. Gene Ontology annotation, cellular component: extracellular matrix. The transcript has 5 exons. NCBI's taxonomy places the organism in Eukaryota, Metazoa, Arthropoda, Malacostraca, Decapoda, Palaemonidae. The record is from RefSeq and is a predicted model, not a curated record.